AUGGCAAUUGAAAAAGACACUCAAGGCUAGACUUCAAAUAGUAAAGCACUAGAUAAAUGGGACCUGUUUUUCCUUGUGACAAUGAUAACCCACAUACUUGCUGCUCCUUAUACCAAAGUAGAAGAGAUAUUCUAAGUCAAUAACAUUUAUGAUCACAUUUACUUGACUAAUGAUGUUGAAAACUAUGACUUUAUAGAGUUUCCUGGCGUUGUCUACAGAACUUUCAUAUCUUCACUUAUGAUUGCUGCAAUUGAUUUUCCCUUCAAAUACAUUUUUGUGAGGAUUGGGUUUACCUGCUAUCACAUGCAUGUUUUCUCAAGGAUAACUCUGGGAUUGCUGAACUAUUUUGCUUUAAAGAGACUGAGAAGCGCAGUCUAAGAUAAAUACAGAGAUGAUUACAUCACAAACUCAUUUUUCUUAAUGUUUAUCUAUGACUUUUUGAGAUAGAAACUGAGCCUAGAUAUAUUGAAGAAAGUUAUAGGGUAUGGAGUAAUCUUUUCUAUUGUGUUUAUAUCAAUUACACUUGCUAUUGAUACUUUCUUCUGGAGAGAAUACUUCAAUCAAAGGCUCAGAAAGACUGAAGAUGAAAGCUUCUUUAUGUGGCCUGAGUUGUAUGUGCUUUACUAUAACACCUACUUGAAUAAAAGUCAUGAGUGGGGCACCUCUCCUUGGUACUGGUACUUCCUAGCUGCUAUACCCAAGAGUGUUACUGUCGCUAUACCCUUUUUACUAUUUGGACUGAUUUAUCAGAGAAGAGGCCACAUCAUAGAUUUGCAGAUUUUAGAUGUGAUAAGUCCUGCUAUAAUAUUUGUGGGAUUGUACAGCAUCCUACCUCAUAAAGAACUCAGGUUUAUCUUCCCAGCUUUGACCUUAUUUAACCUUGGAGGUGCAAUGGUUACUCUUGCCUAUCCCUGUAUGUUAGCCAUCUUAACUAUCCAGGAGGUACCGCCCUUCGAUACUUCAACUAAGACUAUUGUAACUUAUCAACUAACAAUUAAAUCUAUAGAAAUUGAAAUGAAGUCCAAUCCUGUACUCCCAAAACCUUAUUUGCAUUCAGAUGUUUAUGCAUCAAUGACUGGUUUCAAUAGAUUUCUAUAUGAAAAUGAACCAAUAGGGUGGAAAUAUAAUAGAACUGAGAAUAUGCCUGACACUGAAUAUUUGGUUUAUACUCAUCUUAUCUCUGAUAGAAAUGACUACGCUGGGUUCAAGUUAUACAAAGAACCAGUAAAGGGAUUCCUGAGUCUUAAUGUUAAAGAAUGGAUUAAAAAUCCUUUGAAAAAUAAUUUAGUCAUUCUAAGUGAUCAGAUAUACAUACUUGAAAGAGAAGAUAUAUAGUAGUUAAGGAUAGGAUCAGAAGUGAAAGUUAACUAUGAAAAUGUUUGA
This is a messenger RNA of Stylonychia lemnae, 1383 nucleotides long. Lineage: Eukaryota; Ciliophora; Spirotrichea; Sporadotrichida; Oxytrichidae. The record is from the annotation of a GenBank genome assembly.